Messenger RNA from Lepidothrix coronata (blue-crowned manakin), 16496 nucleotides. RefSeq names its product microtubule-actin crosslinking factor 1 (gene MACF1). NCBI's taxonomy places the organism in Eukaryota, Metazoa, Chordata, Aves, Passeriformes, Pipridae. Gene Ontology annotation, biological process: wound healing; regulation of focal adhesion assembly; regulation of microtubule-based process. Gene Ontology annotation, molecular function: structural molecule activity; cadherin binding; microtubule binding. The transcript is spliced from 96 exons. Gene Ontology annotation, cellular component: actin cytoskeleton; intermediate filament; cytoplasm. The record is from RefSeq and is a predicted model, not a curated record. Bases 109 to 16422 code for a protein of 5437 amino acids.
GCGACGGGCGAGGACUCCAGCGGGAAUGCCGAGCUGGAGACAGCGGCUGGAGCUUGUGGGCCACCCUGAUGCCACUCAGCUGAGCAGCGGGGUGGGUUCGGCUGGAAAAUGGACUUGGAGAAGUACAGGAAGUUCCUGGGUGGACUCGGCACCCUGAGAGAUGAACGGGACAGAGUCCAAAAGAAAACCUUCACUAAAUGGGUCAAUAAACACUUGAUGAAGGUGCGCAAGCACAUCAACGACCUCUACGAGGAUUUACGAGAUGGCCACAACCUCAUCUCCCUCCUGGAAGUGCUGUCGGGAGUGAAGCUGCCGCGUGAGAAGGGGCGGAUGCGCUUCCACCGUCUGCAGAACGUGCAGAUUGCCCUGGAUUUCCUGAAGCAGCGACAGGUGAAACUGGUGAAUAUUCGCAACGAUGACAUCACGGACGGCAACCCCAAGCUCACCCUGGGGCUCAUAUGGACGAUCAUCCUCCACUUCCAGAUCUCCGACAUCUACAUCAGCGGGGAGCUGGGGGAUAUGUCAGCCAAGGAGAAGCUGCUUCUGUGGACACAAAAGGUGACAGCAGGUUAUAUUGGGGUGAAGUGCACCAACUUCUCCUCGUGCUGGAGCGAUGGGAAGAUGUUCAACGCGCUCAUCCACAGAUACAGGCCAGAUCUGGUGGACAUGGAGAGGGUGCAGAUCCAGAGCAACCGGGAGAACCUGGAGCAGGCCUUCGAGAUCGCCGAGCGCCUGGGGGUCACCCGGCUGCUGGACGCUGAAGAUGUGGAUGUCCCCUCUCCGGAUGAGAAAUCCGUGAUAACUUAUGUGUCUUCAAUCUAUGAUGCCUUUCCCAAAGUCCCUGAGGGAGGAGAAGGGAUCAGCGCUAUUGAGGUGGAUUCGAGGUGGCUGGAAUACCAGACCCGUGUGGAGUCCCUCAUCUCAUGGAUCAAGCAGCACACGAUACUCAUGUCAGACAAAUCCUUCCCCCAGAACCCUGUAGAGCUAAAGGCACUUUAUAACCAGUACAUACACUUCAAAGAAACUGAAAUCCCAGCAAAAGAGCAGGAAAAAGGAAGGAUAGAGGAGCUCUACAAACUAUUAGAGGUAUGGAUUGAAUUUGGACGCAUCAAGUUGCCCCAGGGCUACCACCCCAACGAUGUGGAGGAGGAGUGGGGCAAGCUCAUCAUCGAGAUGCUGGAGCGCGAGAAGCUGCUGCGGCCGGCAGUGGAGAGGCUGGAAUUGCUGCUACAAAUCGCUAACAAAAUCCAGAAUGGUGCUCUGAGCUGUGAAGAAAAACUCACUCUGGCGAAGAACACACUACAGGCUGAUGCUGCUCACCUGGAGUCAGGCCAGCCGGUGCAGUACGAGUCCGACGUGGUCGUGUACCUGCAGGAGUGCGAGGGGCUCAUCCGCCAGCUCCAGGUGGAUGUGCAGAUCCUUCGGGAUGAGAACUACUACCAGCUGGAGGAGCUGGUGUUCAGGAUCAUGCGGCUGCAAGACGAGCUGGUGACUCUGAGGUUGGAAUGCACCAACCUGUACAGGAAAGGCCACUUCUCCACCCUGGAGCUGGUGCCCACGUCCACGCUGAGCACGACACACUUGAAGGGCGAGUCCCUGACGAAGGGGCUCCACACCUCCUCGGCCUCCUGGUUCAGGAAGCCCAUGACCAGGACAGAGCUGGUGGCCAUCUCCUCGUCUGAAGAUGAAGGCAGCCUCCGGUUCGUGUACGAGCUGCUGGCCUGGGUGGAGGAGAUGCAGAUGAGACUGGAGCGGGCAGAGUGGGGGACUGACCUUCCAAGUGUGGAAUCCCAGCUGGAGACCCAGCGGCACAUCCACACCAGCGUGGAGGACCUGGGAUCCAGCGUAAAGGAGGCCAGGAUGUACGAGGGUAAAAUGUCUCCGAAUUUCCGCGCGAGCUACACGGAGACGCUUGGCAAGCUGGAGACGCAGUACUGCAAGCUGAUGGAAACCUCGAGCUUCCGGCUGAGACACCUCCAGAGCUUGCACGGGUUUGUGUCUCGGGCCACGGCUGAGCUGAUCUGGCUGAAUGAGAAGGAGGAGGAGGAACUGGCCUAUGACUGGAGCGACAACAACCCCAACAUUGCAGCCAAGAAGAACUACUUCUCAGAGCUGAUGGCAGAGCUGGAAGAGAAACAGGACAUCUUCCGCUCCCUCCAGGACACGGCUGAGCUGCUGUCCCUGGAAAACCACCCAGCUAAGCAAACUGUAGAGGCGUACAGCGCUGCCGUGCAGACUCAGUGGCAGUGGAUUAAGCAGCUCUGCCUGUGCGUGGAGCAGCACGUGAAGGAGAACGCUGCCUAUUUUCAGUUCUUCAGCGACGCCCGGGAGUCGGAGACGUACCUGCGGAACCUGCAGGACUCCAUCAGAAGGAAGUAUUCUUGCGACCAUAACACGAGCCUGACGCGGCUGGAGGACCUGCUGCAGGACUCCAUGGCACAGGAUGAGAAGGAGCAGCUCAUUCAGUCCAAGAGCUCCGUCGCCAGCCUGGUGGGACGAUCCAAAACCAUCGUCCAGCUCCGGCCCAGGAACCCAGAGCACGUUGUGAAGAGCACGAUCCCCAUCAAGGCUGUCUGUGACUACCGACAGAUCGAGAUCACGAUCUGCAGGAACGAUGAGUGUGUCCUGGAGGACAAUUCCCAGAGGACCAAGUGGAAGGUGAUCAGCCCCACAGGGAACGAGGCCAUGGUGCCUUCUGUCUGCUUCCUGAUCCCUCCGCCCAACAAAGAAGCCAUCGAGAUGGCCAACAGGGUAGAACAGUUGUACCAGAAAGUGAUGGCUCUCUGGCACCAGCUCCACAUGAACACAAAGAGCCUCAUCUCCUGGAACUACCUGCGGAAGGACAUUGCCCUGGUGCAAAGCUUCAGCAUGGAAAAGCUCAGAUCCUUGGCUCAAGGGGAGUGCCAGCAAGCCCUGAAGAGCCUCCAGGCGCACUACGAGGAUUUCCUGCAGGACAGCCGGGACUCGGAGCUCUUCUCGGUGUCGGACCGGCUGCGCCUGGAGGAGGAAGUGGAGUCUUCCAAGGAACACAUCCGGCAGCUGCUGGAGUCCAUGGAGAACGAAGACAAGGAUGAGACUGUUGCCAGGACGUAUCUCUCCGAGCUCAAGAAUAUCCGCCUGCGCCUGGAGGAGUGCGAGCAGAGGCUUGUGAGCCGAAUCCAGUCCCCGAGCAGUGCCCGAGCAGAUGGUGACACUAUCCAGGAAAACACCAUCCGCAUUGCAGAGCAGGAGCGAAUGCAGGAGGAUCUGCAGCGGCUGCAGUCGGACCUGCGGUUUGUGUCCGAGAGGUGCUACAGCUUCCUCGACAAGGCGCCCGCGGGGUCCAGCACCCCCCACCUGCGUGCAGAGCUGGACCUGGUGGUGAACAAGAUGGACCAGACACAUGGGCUGUCUUCCAUCUACCUGGAAAAGUUGAAGACGGUUGACAUUAUUAUCCGGAACACCCAAGGAGCAGAAUCCCUGGUGAAAGGGUACGAGGUGAAGCUGAGCCAGGAGGAGGCAGUUCCCGCUGACCUGGCGGCCAUUCAGUCUCACAGGACAGCGUUACAGCAAUGGCUCGGGGAAGUGAAGGACAAGGGCUCUGUCUUCUCCACGUUGGAGGAGGAGAUGGCAAAGGCGAAGGCGGUGGGAGAGCAGCUGUACCGGCUGAGGCAGGAGCGCAACAUCGACCUGGAGCGCUACCAGGAGAAGGGGAGCCAGCUGUGGGAUCGCUGGCAGCGAGUCUGCGCCCAGAUUGAGACCCGCCACACGGAGCUGGAGAGCAUCCAGGAGGUGCUGAGUGAUUACCGGCAGUGCCACAGUGCCCUGAUCCAUUGGAUCGAGGAGAUCACGGUCCAGCAGGAGCUGAUGAAGCCUGGGCAGGCAGAGGACAGCCGGGUGCUGUCGGAGCAGCUCAGCCAGCAAACGGCUUUGGCUGCAGAAAUCGAGAAAAAUCAAGCCCAGCUGGACCAGUGUCAGAAGUUCUCCCAGCAGUACUCGGCCGCCGUCAAGGACUAUGAGUUGCAGCUGAUGACGUACAGGGCCUUUGUGGAGUCGCAGCAGAAGUCUCCCAUGAAGCGCCGGCGCAUGCUCUCGUCCUCGGAUGCCAUCACACAGGAGUUCAUGGAUUUGCGGACUCGCUACACGGCCCUGGUGACACUGACCACACAGCACGUGAAGUACAUCAGCGAUGCGCUCCGGCGGCUGGAGGAGGAGGAGAAAGUAGUGGAGGAGGAGAAGCAGGAGCACGUGGACAAGGUGAAGGAACUCCUGGGCUGGGCCCUGGGCUUGAAGCAGAGUGUGCAAGGCAGGAUGGCUGCUGCUGGGAGCAGAGAGCUGGGUGACAUCGAGAAAUCCAUCUCAGAGCAGCAGGCCCUGAAUGAGGAGCUGACUGCAAAGAGGGAACAGGUCUCCGAGGCCAUCAAAACUUCCCAAAUCUUCCUGGCAAAACACAGCCACAAGCUUUCCCAACCGGAAAAGGAACAGAUUUCUGCUCAGAUUGGUGCCCUAAAGGAGACCUACCAGGAGCUCUGCAGCAAUUCCUCGGAGCAGCUCCAGCAGCUCCAGAGCCAGCUGGCUCAGGAGACAGAGCACAAGAUCAAGUUCAGCAAGAAGAUGUGUCUGGAGCACGAUGAGAAGCUGAUAUCUUAUCUCUCCAUGCUCCGAGAUAUCGAGAUGAGAAUCAAACGGGUGCAGCCAGCAGAGCAGAAUUUGGCAGCCCUUCAUGACCUGCUGCAGCAAGCAGAGGCCCUGGGCGCUGAGCUGCGGGAGCUGAGCUUCCCAGUGAAUCAGGAGUUGGACGCCGUGAGGUGGAUUGUGGCCAACCCCCCUGAAGAAGUCCCUGAGCAAUUACUGAAGGCUUUGGAGAAGGAUGCCAAGAACCUCCAGAAGUCUCUGAGCUCUGCGAAUGAUGUCCUGGAGUCCCGGCUGCAAAACCUUCGUGGGGCGGCAGAAAACGAAAAGGCUAAAAUCCUGGCACAUCACGAGGCUCUUCAGGGCAAACUCCAGGAGCUGCUGAGCUGGGUCUCUGGCACCGCAGAGUCGCUGGAUGACAGCGAUUAUCACCAGGCGACCGAUUCGAACAGCUUGAGUCGCUGCCUGCACCACUACAAGGAGCUGAAAGAGCCCCUCACCGACACCAAGUCUCAGCUGGACGCCACCGCCUUCGACAUCCAGUUCUUCAUCUCGGAGCACGCCCAGGACUUAACGCCCCAGCAGAGCAGGCAGCUGCUGAGGCUGCUCAACGAGCUGCAGAAGGCUUUCCGGGACCUGUCGGAGCGCGUGACGGCGCGGGCGGAGGUGCUGCAGGUCUGUCUCCAGCAAGCGGAGCAGACGGACCAGGUGAAGACGCUGCAGGAGCAGCAGGCAGCCCGGGCACAGAGCCUGGCUGAGCUGAGCCGCUGGCUGGGCCAGGCAGAGGACACGCUGACAGAGCAGCAGAGAGCAGAAGGGGACCUGUCUGCCCUGCAGCAGAGACAAAGUGAUGUUAAGGAGCUGCAGAGGAACAUCCACACCCGAGCCGCCUCCUUCGCCAGCGUCCUGAAAAGCACAGAGGAGUUUUUGGAGGAGAACAAGGGCAAGAUGGAGCCUGGGGAGCUGGCAGCACUGCAGGAGAACCUCCAGCGUGCCAAGGAGCAAUACCGGUCCCUGCAGGAGAGGACAGAGGUGGCCCAGAAGGAGCUGGAGAGUGCUGUGAGUGCUGCAGUGCAGCAGGAGACUGAGAAGGUGAAAGCUGCCAAAGAGCUGGAGGAGAACAGCAAUAAGAUCGAUUCCCUUUUGAACUGGGUGGCGUCGCUGGAGCAGAAGGGAGGGCUCCCGGAGUACAGACCUCACCCUGCCAAGCAAGAGGCAGGGACAGGAGCAGGGACAGGCUCUCGGGAUGUCCCCGAUGGCCACGUGGUUGGAGCAGACAGCGCUGCCGGGAGCCUGGACGAGCAAUACGAGAGGCUGAAGGCCCAGCACCAGGAGCUGCUGUCCCAGCAGCAGGACGUCAUCCUGGCCACGCAGUCGGCUCAGGCUUUCCUGGACAAGCACGGCCACAGCCUGGCCAGGGAGGAGCGGGAGCGGCUCCAGGGCCAGCUGGCCGAGCUGAAGGACCAGUACUCAGCGUCCCUCUCGCAGUCAGAAACGCGGCUGAAGCAAGUGCAGGUCCUGCGGGACGAGCUGCACAAGUUCCUGCGGGACCACGGGGAGUUCGAGGCGUGGCUGACGCAGGCGGAGCAGGACCUGGAGGGGAUGUCCAAGGGGGACGGGGACCCCGCGGCCCUGCGGCGGCUGCUCGCGCGCCAGGGCAGCUUCUCCGAGGACGUGAUCUCCCACAAGGGCGACCUGCGGUUCGUCACCAUGUCGGGGCAGAAGGUUCUGGAUGUGGAGGGAGCUGCUGGGGACGCCGAGUCCCAGCUGCUGAUGUCCAAGAGCGUGGUCAAGGGCAAGCUGGAGGACGCGACGCAGAGAUACACCACGCUGCACUCCAAGUGCUCCAAGCUCGGCUCCCACCUGAACACCUUGCUGGAGCACUACCAGCAGUUCCAGGAGGUGGCAGAGUCUCUCAGGACGUGGCUGCAGGAGAGUGAAGCUGCCAUUGGGAAGCUGCUCUCAGAGACGGUUUCUUCAGAUCCAGCUGUCCUGCAGAAGCAGCUCGCCAGCACGAAGCAGCUGCAAGGAGACCUGGCUGAGCACCAGGUACCAGUGGAGAAGCUCCAGAAAGCAGCUCGGUCCCUGCUGGAGAUACAAGGAGAGCCAGCCCCUGACCACGGGCAUAUUCGGGAAACAACAGAUGCCAUCGUGAGCCGGUUCCAGAGCCUCUCCCAGCAGAUGUCCGAGCGCUCGGACCUGCUGCAGAAAUCCAUCGCCCAGUCCCAGAGCGUCCAGGAGAGCCUGGAGAGCCUCCUCCAGUCAGUGGCUGAGAUUGAGAAGAACCUGGAGAGAGACCAGCCGGCUGAGCUGUCCUCCACCUCCAUCCAGGACUCUCUUGCCACGAGCGUGAAGCUGAAGCAGGACAUCGCCCGGCAGAAGAGCUGCCUGGAAGCCACCCGGGAGAUGGUGACGCGGUUCAUGGAGGCCGCAGACAGCCCCACGGCCUCCGCCCUGCAGGACAAGCUGGCCGAGGUCACGGAGCAGUUUGGGAGGCUGUGCCAGCAGCAGCAGGAGCGGGAGGAUGCCCUGAAGGGCCUCCUCCCCAAAGUGGAGCAGUACGAGCAGCUCUCGGAGAAGCUGCAGCAGUUCACGGAGAGCAGAACGCGGAUGUUGGCGUCCGGGAACCAGCCGGACCGGGACAUCGCCCACUUCUCCCAGCACAUCCAGGAGCUGAAUUCAGAGAUGAGGCAGCACCAGGAGGACCUGACCACCCUGGAGCACCUGGCUGCAGAGCUGAGCUCCUGCGGCUUCGCCCCUGGUGCCUUCCAGCAGCAGGAGAAGCUGCAAAGCCUGAAGAAAGACUUCCUGCAGCUACAGAAGGUGGCAAAGGAGAGAGAAAAGGAUGCGUCGUCCUGCCAGGAGCAACUGGACGAAUUUCGGAAUCUGGUUGGCGCCGUGAGGAAGUGGCUGAGGGAGAGCGAAGGCAAAAUGCCGCCUGCUGAGACCUCCCUGGGCACCCAGGAGCUGCACCAGCGCAGGCAGCAGGUCCAGGAUCUCCUGGAGGAAUGGAAGGGGAAGGGGGCCCAGGUGGAGGAGAUUGGCCGCAGAGGGACCCUCCUGGAGAAUCUGAUCGUGGAGAUUACGGCCCCCAACACCCCACCCAAAGCAGGUGCCGCGCUGCCCGUGCCGGGAGGGUCGGUGGGCAGCGUGAACGGAUACCACACGUGCAAAGAUCUGACUGAGAUCCAGUGCGACGUCUCGGAUGUGACCCAGCAGUACCAGGCCCUGGGCACGGCGCUGAGGGAGCGGCAGCAGCAGCUCUCAGCUAUGUUGGAGAAAAUGCAAGAGGUGCAGGAGGAGGCCAGCUCGAUGCUGAAGUGGCUGGAGUCGAAGGAACGGACGCUGUCAGAGCUGGACGCCUCCUCCUCGCCCACCAAGACGGAGACAAUGAGAGCCCAGGCUGAGCACAACAAGGCAUUUCUGGCUGAAUUGGAACAGAAUUCUGGGAAGAUCCAGAAGGUAAAGGAGGCACUUUCUGGCUUGCUGGAGAAAUAUCCAGAUUCUCCAGAAGCAGCGAACUGGAAGAAGAUGCAGGAAGACCUGAAUUGCAGGUGGGAAAGAGCCAGCCAGGCGACGGCCGAGCGGCAGCAGAAGCUGGAGGAGUCGGCGAACCAGCUGGCCACCUUCCAGGCUGCUGAAUCCCAGCUGCGCCCUUGGCUCAUGGAGAAGGAGCUGAUGAUGAGCGUGCUGGGACCCCUCUCCAUCGACCCCAACAUGCUGAACGCACAGAAGCAGCAGGUCCAGUUUAUGCUGAAGGAAUUUGAAGCCCGCAGACAACAGCACGAGCAGCUCAACCAGGCAGCUCAGAGCAUCUUGACUGGCCCUGGAGAUGUUUCUCCAUCCACUAACCAGGUGCGGGAUGAGCUCCAGGGGGUUAAUCAGAAAUGGUCCGAGCUAACAGAACGCCUCAACUCCCGCUCCAGCCAGAUUGAUCAAGCCAUAGUAAAGAGCACCCAGUACCAGGAGCUCCUCCAGGGCCUCUCAGAGAAGGUGAAGGCAGUUGGGCAGCGCCUGAGCAGCCAGUCUGCCAUCAGCACACAGCCCGAUGCCGUCAAACAGCAGCUGGAGGAAACCAGCGAGAUCCGCUCGGACCUGGAGCAGCUGGAAGAGGAGAUUGCAGAGGCUCAGACCCUCUGUGAUGACCUCUCCGUCCUGAUUGGGGAGCAGUACCUCAAAGAUGAGUUAAAGAAACGUCUGGAGACGGUGGCACUUCCUCUCAAAGGGCUGGAAGAUUUGGCAGCCGACCGGAUGAACCGACUCCAGACUGCACUUGCGAGUUCCCAGCAGUUCCAGCAUAUGUUUGAUGAACUCAGGACCUGGCUAGAUGACAAACUGUGCCAGCAAGCUCAGAGCCAACCGAUUUCUGCUAAACUGGAGAGGCUACAGAGCCAAAUUCAGGAACAAGAAGAGUUCCAGAAGAGCCUCAACCAACACAGUGGCUCCUAUGAGAUGAUUGUAGCCGAGGGAGAAUCUUUGCUGCUUUCAGUCCAGCCUGGGGAGGAGAAGACCACUCUGCAAAACCAGUUGGUCGGCCUGAAAACACACUGGGAAGAGCUCAGCAAACAGGCUGCUGAUAGACACUCUAAGCUCAAGGACUGUUUGCAGAAAGCUCAGAAGUACCAACGGCACACGGAGGAUCUCCUGCCAUGGGUGGAGGACUGCAAGGCAAAGGUGGCAGAGCUGGAGGUAACUCUGGACCCAGUGCAGCUGGAGGCGACUCUUCUGAGGUCAAAGGCCAUGCUGAGUGACGUGGAGAAGCGCCGGUCCUUGCUGGAGAUGCUGAACAGUGCUGCCGACAUCCUGAUCGAUGCUUCCCAGACGGAUGAGGAUGACAUCCGGGAUGAGAAGGCUGGCAUCAAUCAGAAGAUGGAUGCCAUCACAGAAGAGCUGCAAGCCAAGACUGGCUCCAUUGAAGAAAUGUCCCAGAGGCUCAAGGAGUUUCAAGAGAGCUUCAAGAACAUUGAGAAGAAGCUGGAAGGGGCAAAGCACCAGCUGGAGAUCUACGAUGCCCUGGGGCCACAAGCCUGCAGCAACAAGAAUUUGGAGAAGCUCAGGGCACAGCAGGAGGUGCUGCAGGCCCUUGAGCCGCAAGUGGAUUAUCUGAAAAACCUCACUCAGGGUCUGGUAGAAGAUGCUCCAGACGGAUCCGACUGUUCCCAGCUCUUAAGCCAGGCUGAAGUGGCUCAGCAGGACUUCAAGGCUGCGAAGCAGAAAGUGAACGACUGCUGUGCGCUCAUGGAAAACAAGCUGGAAGGGAUCAGCCAGUUCAAUAAUCGGGUCAGGGAGAUGUUCUCUCAACUGGCGGACCUGGACGAUGAGCUGGACAGCAUGGGCCCCAUCGGGAGAGACUCCGACAGCCUCCAGUCCCAGGCCGAGGACGUCCGCGCCUUCCUGGGCAAACUCCACAGGCUGAAGUCGGACAUCGAAGCUUCCGAAAGCGAGUGCAAGAAGAUGCUGGAGGAAGAAGGGAGCCCUGAUCUAUUAGGACUGAAACGGGAGCUGGAGACGCUGAACAAACAGUGCAGCAAACUGACAGAGAGGGGCAAGAACCGGCAGGAGCAGGUGGAGACGACGCUGUCCCGCGUCGAGGACUUCUACGGCCGGCUGAAGGAGCUGACCCACAUGACAACGGCGGCCGAGGAGAACGAGGCCUUGCAGUGGGUGGUGGGAACGGAGGUGGAAACCAUCAACCAGCAGCUGGCAGACUUCAAGCUCUUCCAGAAGGAGCAAGUGGAUCCUCUCCAGGUUAAACUACAACAAGUCAAUGGAGUUGGUCAAGGACUCAUCCAAAGUGCCGGGAAAAACUGUGACGUCCAGGGGCUGGAGCAUGACAUGGAAGAGAUCAACACCCGCUGGAAUACCCUCAACAAGAAGGUGGCCCAGCGGGUCGCUCAGCUGCAAGAGGCCCUGUUGCACUGCGGGAAGUUUCAGGACGCCCUGGAGCCGUUGCUGAGCUGGCUGGCAGACACUGAGGAGCUCAUCUCCAACCAGAAACCUCCCUCUGCAGAGUACAAGGUGGUGAAAGCCCAGAUCCAGGAGCAGAAGCUGCUCCAGCGGCUCCUGGACGAUCGCAAAGCCACCGUUGAGAUGAUCCAGGCGGAGGGCGACCGGAUCGCGCAGUCGGCUGAGCCUGCGGAUCGGGAGAAGAUCGUGGGGCAGCUGGAGAGCCUGGCACGGCGCUGGGCAGGGCUGCUGGGCCGGGCAGCUGCCAGGCAGAAGCAGCUGGAGGACAUCUUGGUCCUGGCAAAGCAGUUCCACGAAACCACAGAGCCCGUGUCGGACUGGCUGUCGGUGACGGAGAAGAAACUGGCCAACUCUGAGCCCAUUGGUACCCAGACUGCCAAAAUCCAGCAGCAGAUCAGUCGGCACAAGGCUCUAGAGGAAGAGAUAGAGAGCCACGCUGCCGACGUGUCUCGGGCGGUCGGGGUCGGGCAGUCCCUCUCCUCCCUGAGCUGUGCCGCCGAGCAGAGGCUGCUGGCAGAGAAAUUAGACUCUCUGCAGACCCGCUACGGCGAGGUCCACGACCGGUGCUGCCGGAAGGCAGCACUGCUGGAUCAGGCUCUGGCCAACGCCAGGCUUUUUGGGGAGGAGGAGGUGGAAGUGCUCAACUGGCUGGCUGAGGUCGAGGACAAGCUGGGCUCGGUAUCCGUAAAGGAUUACAAACGGGACGUCCUGCAGAAGCAGCAUGCAGACCAGCUGGCUUUGAAUGAGGAAAUUGUGAACAGGAAGAAGAACGUGGACCAAGCCAUUAGAAAUGGACAAGCUCUUCUGAAACAAACCACAGGGGAGGAGGUGUUGCUGAUCCAGGAGAAGCUGGAUGGGAUUAAGACCCGCUAUUCCGACAUCACCGCCGCCAGCUCCAAAGCCCUGCGCACGCUGGAGCAGGCUCGGCAGCUGGCCACCAAGUUCCAGUCCACACACGAGGAGCUCACGGGGUGGAUGAGCAAGGUGGAGGAUGAGCUGGCCUCCAGUGGGGCACAGUCCCCCGCCGGAGAGCAGAUCCCCCAGUUCCAGCAGCGGCAGAAGGAGCUGAAGAAGGAGGUGAUGGAGCACAGGCUCGUCCUGGACACGGUGAACGAGGUGAGCCGGGCUCUCCUGGAGCUGGUUCCCUGGCGAGCCCGUGAAGGGCUGGAUAAGCUCGUGUCGGACACCAACGAGCGCUACAAGCUGGUCAGUGACACCAUCAAGCAGAGGGUGGAAGAAAUCGAUGCUGCUAUUCAGAGGUCUCAACAGUACGAGCAGGCAGCUGAUGCAGAGCUGGCCUGGGUGGCCGAGACCAAGCGGAAGCUGAUGGCUCUCGGUCCCAUCCGCCUGGAGCAGGACCAGACAACGGCUCAGCUGCAGGUGCAGAAGGCUUUUUCCAUCGACAUCAUUCGGCACAAAGACUCCAUGGAUGAGCUGUUCAGCCAGCGCAACGAGAUCUUCGGGACCUGUGGCGAGGAACAAAAAGCUGUUCUCCAGGAGAAAACUGAGUCCCUGGUGCAACAGUACGAAGCCGUGAGCCAGCUCAACUCAGAGCGCUACGCUCGCUUGGAACGUGCCCAGGUCCUGGUCAACCAGUUUUGGGAGACCUACGAGGAGCUGAACCCAUGGAUCGAGGAGACUCAAGCCCUCCUCUCCCAGCUGCCACCUCCAGCCAUCGACCACGAGCAGCUCAAGCAGCAGCAGGAUGACAUGAGGCAACUGAGGGAGUCCAUCGCUGAACACAAACCUCAUAUCGACAAGCUGCUGAAAAUCGGGCCACAGCUCAAGGACCUCAACCCCGAGGAAGGAGAGAUGGUGCAGGAAAAGUACUCCACAGCUGAGGCCAUGUAUGCCAAGAUCAAGGAGGAGGUUUGCCAGCGGGCCCUCGCGCUCGACGAGGCCGUCUCGCAGUCCACCCAGAUUUCGGAGUUCCACGACAAGAUUGAGCCCAUGCUGGAGACGCUGGAGAACCUCUCCUCCCGCCUGCGGCUGCCACCCCUCAUCCCCGCCGAGGUGGAUAAGAUCCGGGAGUGCAUCAGUGAGAAUAAAAACUCCACCAUGGAGCUGGAGAAGCUGCAGCCCUCCUUCGAGGCUCUGAAACGCCGUGGGGAAGAGCUGAUCGGUCGGUCCCAGGGAGCAGACAAGGACCUGGCAGCCAAAGUAAUCCAAGACAAGUUGGAUCAGAUGGUUUUCUACUGGGAAGACAUCAAAGCUCGGACGGAGGAACGUGAAAUGAAGUUCCUUGAUGUCCUGGAGCUUGCAGAGAAGUUCUGGUACGACAUGGCAGCCCUCCUGACAACCAUCAAGGACACACAGGACAUUGUUCAUGACCUGGAGAGCCCAGGCAUUGACCCCUCCAUCAUCAAGCAGCAGGUGGAAGCAGCAGAGACUAUUAAAGAGGAGACGGAUGGGUUGCAUGAAGAGCUGGAGUUCAUCCGCCUCCUUGGAACUGAUUUGAUUUUUGCCUGUGGCGAAACUGAGAAACCAGAAGUGAAAAAGAGCAUUGAUGAGAUGAACAACGCGUGGGAAAACCUAAACAAAACGUGGAAGGAGAGGCUGGAAAAGCUCGAGGAAGCGAUGCAGUCGGCUGUGCAGUACCAAGAUACGCUUCAAGCCAUGUUUGACUGGCUGGACAACGCUGUGAUCAAGCUCUGCAACAUGUCACCUGUUGGCACCGACCUCAGCACGGUCAAGGAGCAGAUGAACGAGAUGAAGGAGUUUAAGAUGGAGGUUUACCAGCAGCAGAUUGAGAUGGAAAAGCUUAAUCACCAAGGUGAACUGAUGCUAAAAAAGGCUACGGAUGAGACAGACAGGGACAUCAUAAAGGAACCACUGACAGAGCUGAAACAUCUCUGGGAGAAUUUGGGCGAGAAAAUUGCUCACAGACAGCACAAGUUGGAAGCAGCUCUGCUGGCACUUGGCCAGUUCCAGCAUGCCUUGGCAGAGCUGAUGGCCUGGCUGACCCACACCGAGGAGCUGCUCGACGCCCAAAAACCCAUCAAUGGAGACCCGAAAGUCAUCGAGGUUGAACUCGCAAAGCACCACGUGCUGAAGAACGACGUCCUGGCCCACCAAGCCACCGUGGAGACAGUGAACAAAGCAGGGAAUGAGCUGUUGGAGUCAAGUGCAGGGGACGAUGCCAGCAGCCUGCGGAACCGCCUGGAGAAGCUGAAUUCCUGCUGGGAGUCGGUGCUGCAGAAGACAGAGGAGAGGGAGCAGCAGCUGCAGUCCACGCUCCAGCAGGCUCAGGGUUUCCAUGGUGAGAUUGAAGACUUCCUCCUGUGGCUAACGAGGAUGGAGAGCCAAUUGUCGGCAUCGAAACCCACAGGAGGUCUGCCAGAAACUGCCCGGGAACAGCUCAAUGCCCACAUGGAGCUGUACAGCCAGUUCAAAGCCAAGGAGGAGGUCUACAGCCAGCUGCUGGCCAAGGGGCGGCUGAUGCUGCUCAACCGCGACGACUCUGGCUCCGGCUCGAAGACGGAGCAGAGCGUGGCACUGCUGGAGCAGAAAUGGUGUCUGGUCAGCACCAAAAUGGAGGAGAGAAAGGCGAAGCUGGAGGAGGCGCUGGCCCUGGCCACCGAUUUCCAGAACUCCCUCCAGGACUUCAUCAACUGGCUGACACUGGCUGAGCAGAGCCUGAACAUUGCACCCCCGGCCAGCCUCAUCCUCGCCGCGGUGCUGGCCCAGAUCGAUGAGCACAAGGUGUUUGCCAACGAGGUGAACGCGCACCGGGAUCGCAUCAUCGAGCUGGAUCAGACCGGGAACCAGCUGAAGUUCCUCAGCCAAAAGCAGGACGUGGUUUUGAUCAAGAACCUGCUGGUGAGCGUCCAGUCCCGCUGGGAGAAGGUCGUCCAGCGCUCGGUGGAGCGAGGAAGGGCCCUUGACGAUGCCAGGAAGCGAGCCAAGCAGUUCCACGAAGCCUGGAAGAAGCUGAUUGAUUGGCUGGAGGAUGCAGAGAAUCACCUGGACUCAGAGCUGGAGAUUUCCAAUGAUCCUGACAAAAUCAAGCUCCAGCUCUCCAAACACAAGGAGUUCCAGAAGACUCUGGGUGGAAAGCAGCCUGUCUAUGACACCACCAUCAGGACAGGCAGAGCCCUCAAGGAAAAAGCCUUGCUUCCAGAUGACACUCAAAAGCUGGACAAUUUACUGGGAGAGGUCCGGGAUAAGUGGGACACAGUGUGUGGAAAAUCUGUGGAAAGGCAGCACAAGCUGGAAGAAGCCCUGCUGUUCUCUGGGCAGUUCAUGGAUGCACUGCAGGCCUUGGUGGACUGGCUCUACAAGGUGGAACCCCAGUUAGCUGAAGACCAGCCUGUCCAUGGGGACCUGGAUCUGGUCAUGAACCUCAUGGAUGCUCACAAGGUCUUCCAGAAGGAGCUGGGGAAGCGCACGGGGACAGUCCAGGUGCUCAAACGCUCCGGCCGGGAGCUCAUCGAGAACAGCCGGGACGACACGACCUGGGUGAAGGUGCAGCUGCAGGAGCUGAGCAACCGGUGGGACACGGUGUGCAAGCUGUCAGUGUCCAAACAAACCCGCCUGGAACAGGCCUUGAAGCAGGCAGAGGAGUUCAGGACAGCUGUGCACAUGCUGCUGGAAUGGCUCUCGGAGGCAGAGCAGUCCCUGCGUUUUCGGGGAGCACUACCUGACGAUGCUGAGGCACUGCAGUCCCUCAUCGAUGCCCACAAGGAGUUCAUGAAGAAAGUGGAGGAGAAGAGGGUGGACGUGAACGCGGCGGUGGGAAUGGGGGAGGUCAUCCUGGGCGCCUGCCACCCCGACUGCAUCACCACCAUCAAACACUGGAUCACCAUCAUCCGAGCCAGGUUCGAGGAGGUUCUCACGUGGGCAAAGCAGCACCAGCAGAGACUGGAGUCUGCUCUUUCCGAGCUGGUGGCAAAUGCAGAGCUUCUGGAAGAGCUCCUGGCUUGGAUCCAGUGGGCUGAGACAACCCUGAUCCAACGGGACCAGGAGCCCAUGCCACAGAAUAUCGAUCAGGUCAAAGGACUCAUCUCCGAGCACCAGUCCUUUAUGGAGGAGAUGACACGGAAACAGCCGGACGUGGACCGGGUGACAAAGACAUACAAGAGAAAAGCUACUGAGCCUCCCCAUGGGCCCUUCAUCGACAAGUCCCGCAGCAACAGAAAAUCCUUGGGUCAGGCUGCUCCCCCCAGCAUGCCCAUUAUCUCCCAGUCGGAAACAAAGAACCCCCGGAUAAAUCAGCUCUCAGCACGUUGGCAGCAGGUCUGGCUGCUGGCCCUGGAGCGGCAGCGGAAGCUCAACGACGCCCUGGACAGACUGGAGGAGCUAUGCCCAGAAUUGAAGGAGUUUGCGAACUUCGACUUCGAUGUCUGGCGGAAGAAAUACAUGCGCUGGAUGAACCACAAGAAGUCCCGUGUCAUGGACUUCUUCCGGCGCAUCGACAAAGACCAGGACGGGAAGAUCACCCGGCAGGAGUUCAUCGACGGCAUCCUGGCUUCCAAAUUCCCCACCACGAAGCUGGAGAUGACGGCGGUGGCCGACAUCUUUGACCGCGACGGCGACGGCUACAUCGACUACUACGAGUUUGUGGCUGCUCUCCAUCCCAACAAGGACGCCUAUCGUCCCACCACUGAUGCUGACAAGAUCGAGGAUGAGGUCACCAGGCAAGUGGCCCAGUGCAAGUGUGCCAAGAGAUUCCAAGUGGAGCAGAUCGGCGAGAACAAAUACCGGUUCUUCCUCGGCAAUCAGGUACAGUCUGCCUUGUGUUGCUGUCUCUCACCUCUGGAAUUUUUUAACCAACGUAGUUGUGUGUCAGUGAUGCUGCUCUGUCCUGUGGUGCUGUGGGAGGACAUGAUCUGGGAGCGCUGCUGAGCAGAGCCUGGUACAGAGGAGUGCCACCCAAAAGAAAAAAAAAAAGAAAAAGCUGGCAUUAGGCAGAAAAAAGG